Messenger RNA from Charadrius vociferus (killdeer), 4104 nucleotides. Its product is annotated as laminin subunit beta-2-like. Gene Ontology annotation, cellular component: basement membrane. The transcript is spliced from 30 exons. Lineage: Eukaryota; Metazoa; Chordata; Aves; Charadriiformes; Charadriidae. Gene Ontology annotation, biological process: axon guidance. The record is from RefSeq and is a predicted model, not a curated record. The coding region runs from base 1 to 4104 and encodes 1367 amino acids.
AUGUGCCAGUAUGUGAAUGUGGAGAGCGUCUUUCUGUCGGUUUGUGGGGAGCGAGCUGCCGUAGCGAUCCAUGUACAGAAUUUCUUAAGCACUUUUUCCCCCCAUGGCCGGCGGACCUGGUGGCAGUCGGAGAAUGGCGUGGAGCAUGUCAGCAUCCGCCUGGACCUGGAAGGCGAGUUCCACUUCACCCACCUCAUCAUGAAGUUUAAGACCUUCCGCCCCGCGGCCAUGCUGGUGGAGCGUUCAGCUGACUUCGGGCGCAGCUGGAAGGUCUACCGCUACUUCGCCUACAACUGCUCCAAGCUCUUCCCCGGUGUCCCCGUCCAACCCUCAGGGCUGGUGGACGAGGUGCUGUGUGACCAGCGCUACUCCGAGAUCGAGCCCUCCAGCCAUGGGGAGGUGAUCUUCAAGGUGCUGGACCCCUCCAUCCCUGUGGCAGAUCCCUACAGCCCAGACAUCCAGGACCUGCUGCGCGUCACCAACCUGCGGGUGAACCUCACCAAGCUACACACGCUGGGGGACAACCUGCUGGACACACGGCGGGAGGUGCUGCACAAGACCCGCAGCCCCGGCUCUGGGGUUGGGGUGCUGCCAGGCGGGGAGUUGGGGUACCGCAUGCCGUGCCAUGAUACCGUCCCUGCAGGGUGUGACUGCAACGAGCACUCACAGCGGUGCCACUUCGACAUGGCCGUCUUCCUGGCCACGGGGAACACCAGUGGGGCCGUGUGUGACGGCUGCCAGCACAACACCAUGGGUCGUCACUGCCACCUCUGCAAGCCCUUCUACUACCGGCACCCCCCCUCCGACAUCCGUGCCCCCACUGCCUGUGCCCCAUGCGACUGCGUCCCGGCAGGCUCGCUGGACGGAGGCGCCUGUGAUGGGCACACGGACGUGGCACUGGGCAUGAUUGCAGGGCAGUGCCGCUGCAAGGAGAACGUGGCCGGUCCCCGCUGUGACCGCUGCAGGCACGGUGCCUACGGCCUCAGCCAUGGCGACCCGCAGGGCUGUCAGCCAUGCAGGUGUGACCCACGAGGCACGGUGGCGGGCAGCUCCCCCUGCGACCCCAUCAGCGGAGACUGCUACUGCAAACGCUUCGUGGCCGGGCGCUCCUGCAGCGAGUGCGUGGUGAAAGGAUGGAUGAGUGUGGACAGAGCCAGGCAGAUGGAUGGACAGAGGGAUGAGCCGAUCACCCCCAGGUGCUCCAUGGAGGAUGGGGCUUGUCCCUGCCGUCCCCACCUCAUGGGGCGGCAGUGCAACCAGGUGCAGCCCGGCUUCUUCUGCGCCCCUCUUGACUACUACACCUACGAGGCCGAGCGGGCCACCGGCCAUGGCCAUAGCCACCCCCAGCUCCCGGGCGCCAUCCGGGCAGAGGUGCCCCAGGACUGCCUGGAGUAUGACACUGGGGAGUCGGGGGGGCGGAAGGGGCGCUCGCGGCACCAGCCUCACCUGUCACCGCAGUCAACUGAGGACUGGGAGGCCGUGGUCAGCGUCAGCUCCCGGGUGCUGCCCACCAGCCCUCGCUGUGGGAACCUGCUGCCCUCCGAGCAGAUGUACCGUGAGAGCCUGCCCCACAGCCAGAGGUACGUGCUGCUGUCCCGACCCUUCUGCUUUGAGCCCAGCACCCCCUACGAGGUGACCAUGAGGCUUCAACGGGCUGGUGUCACCCAGCGCCACCCUGGCGCUUUCAUCCUCAUCGACUCGCUGGUGCUCCUGCCACGGGUGUCGGAGCUGCCUGGCUUCCACGGGGCAGAGGCAGCGGCGGCGGCACGCCAGGAGGAGCUGGAGCGGUACCGGUGCCUGGAGGCAUUUCGCAUGCCCCCCCCGACCCCCCUGGCCCAGGCCUGUGCCCGCCUGGUCUGCAGUGUCUCAGCCUUGCUGCACGGCGGGGCGCUGCCCUGCCAGUGCGACCCACAGGGCUCCCGCAGCAGCGAGUGCCAGGUGCAGGGAGGGCAGUGUGAGUGCAAGCCCCACGUCCUCGGCCGGCGCUGUGACCGCUGUGCGCCAGGCAGCUACGGCUUCGGGCCCCUGGGCUGCAGCUCCUGCGCCUGCUCCCCAGAAGGCUCAGUGUCACAGAUGUGCGAUGCGGUGAGUGGGCAGUGUCGGUGCCAGCAUGGUGCCGUGGGCCGGCAGUGUGACCAGUGCCAGCCAGGCUACUGGGGCUUCCCCGCCUGCCGGCCCUGUCAGUGCAACGGGCAUGCCGAGGAGUGCGAUCCCCAGACAGGCAGGUGCCUGCACUGCCGUGACCAUACCGCCGGCCGGCACUGCGAGAGGUGCCAGGAUGGUUACUAUGGGGACCCAGUGAGGGGGCAGUGCCAGUGCCGGCCCGGCUUUGGGGGCCGCAUCUGCUCCCAGUGCCAGGAGCAUCACUGGGGAGACCCCGAGCGGGAGUGCCGAGACUGCGAGUGUGAGCCACUGGGCGCGGAGAGCCUGCAGUGCGAGCAGGCCAGCGGGCAGGGCCGGUGCCGGCCGGGCUUCGGGGGCCCUGGCGGCCCCCUCCUCAACGAGCUGCCCAGGCGGCUGGAUGGUACCAGGAUGGAGCUGGACGACUUCUGGAGGCAGGUCCAAGAGCUGGAGCAACAUCUGGAUCAGCUGGCGCAGGCAGAUGUGCGGCACCACAGCCGGCUAACUGGGCUGAGCCACGAGCUGGGGGCUCUCAACCGAACCGCCUCCCACCUCCAAGUCCUUCUCGGCACUGUGGCAGCGGCCGGAUUCAGCGAGUCUUACCACAGCAUCCUGGCAUCGGCGGAGGACUCGCGGCAGGGGGGGGGUGCCACGGCUGGUGAGCUGAGUGAGGUGGGGGCAAUGCGGCGGGCGGCCGAGCGAGUGCUGCGGCAGCGGGGCGAUGCUUUCCGCCGUGGCACUGCCGCAGCACGGAAAUCCUUGCGGGAGGCACAGAAACGGGUGAUGGGACUCAGUGUCACCAGGAUCAAUGAGAAGAUUUGUGGGGCACCUGGGGACCGGGGCUGUGAGCAAGCGCCUUGUGGAGGAGCCUUGUGCCGGGACAGCACGGGGACACGUCAUUGUGGUGGCACUGGGUGCAUGGGGGCACUGCCCGUCUCAGCUCGAGCCCUGAGCAGUGCCCGUAACACCUCACAACAGCUGGAGGUGGCAUUGGGUCAGCUGGGCAUUGUAGCACAGAAGACACAGGAGGUGCAGGAGCUGGCGCGGGGGGCACGCAGCCGGGCAGAGGAGGCACUGGGACGCUCGCAGGCUGCCCGCAGCCGUGCGGAGAAGGCGACAGCCCAGCUGCGGGACUUCAUCCGACGCAUCAAGGCCUUCCUGGCAGAGGAGGGAGCUGACCCGGGCAGCAUCGAGCUGGUGGCCCGGCAGGGGCUGGACAUCUCCCUGCCCAGCAGCCCCAGCCGGAUCCAGGAGCUGCUGCGGGAGAUGAGGGAGAGCAUCGGCCAGCUGGAGGGAGUGGAUGCGGUGCUGAACAGCACGGCGCAGGGGCUGGCCGCGGCACGGGGGCUGCUGGCACAGGGACAGGACGCCAGGGAGCGAGCAGAGGGUGUGAGGGACGAGCUGGCAGGGACGCAGCGAGCACUGGAUGCGGCACGGGUGCAGGCGACGGCAGCGGGGAGCACCCUGCAGAGCGCCAGGGAUGCCAUCCAGGCGGCUGAGAGCAGAACCAAGGAGGCGGAGCGCAGGCUGCAGGCACUGGAGGGGAAGGAGUCUCGAGCACAGCGGCGGCUCCAGGAGCUGGCACAGCGCGUCAACACCCUGCAGGAGCAGGGCCAGGAUGCCCGACGCACGGCCCAGCAAGCCAAGGACGGGGCAGAGCGUGCCACUGCCGCCUCGGGGACACUCAGCCAGGACCUGGCACAGGUGACGCAGCGCUACGUGGUGCUGAAGGGCCGGGUGAGUGGGCUGGCCGGGGUGUCCGGCGGGGCCCUGCAGCGUGUGACGCAGUUGACAGCAGAGGCCCAGGACCUCCUGGACAAAGCCAGCAGCAGCAAGAGGAAGCUGGAAGAGCUGGAGCAGCACUUCGGGGCCAACGAGCGGGUGAUGGCGGCGAAGGUGACGCGACUGCAGGCGUUGGAGCAGCGAGUCUGGGGGCUGCUGGAGGAGAUCCGGGAGAGAGCCAACGCUUACGCCACCUGCUAG